Messenger RNA from Phragmites australis (common reed), 3293 nucleotides. RefSeq names its product receptor protein kinase TMK1-like. Bases 81 to 2984 code for a protein of 967 amino acids. The transcript is spliced from 2 exons. Gene Ontology annotation, molecular function: ATP binding; protein binding; protein kinase activity. The record is from RefSeq and is a predicted model, not a curated record. Gene Ontology annotation, biological process: protein phosphorylation. NCBI's taxonomy places the organism in Eukaryota, Viridiplantae, Streptophyta, Magnoliopsida, Poales, Poaceae.
UCUCUCUCUUCACUUAAAAUCUCGCUACCCAAAACUUACUCCUGUUUCUCUGUUCUCCCCUCCCCCCUCCCUCUAACGCAAUGCUGUCUCCUACCGCCUCCACCGCGUGGUGGCGGCGGCGCGAGAGCGGUGGGGCCGUCGCCGGCCUCCGGUGCGCGCCGUUGCUCCUGGCCCUGAUGAUGCUCGCGGUCGGCGCGGCGGCGGAGACGUUGGCGUCGGACGCGGCGGCGAUGCGGGCUGUGGCAAAGGCGCUGGGCGCGGACGAGACGCUCGGCUGGGACGUCUCCGGCGACCCCUGCUCGCCGAAGCCGUGGUCCGGGGUGACCUGCGACUCGUCCGGCCGCGUCACCGCGAUCCAGGUCGGGAAGCGCGGCCUCACGGGGACCCUGGCGCCGGAGGUGGGCAACCUCACCGCGCUCACGCGCCUCGAGGUCUUCGACAACUCGCUCUCCGGCCCGCUGCCUUCGCUUGCGGGGCUAUCCACGCUCCAGGUCCUCCUGGCCCACAACAACAGCUUCACCUCCAUCCCCGCCGACUUCUUCAAGGGCCUCACCGGCCUCACCGCCGUCGACAUCGACCACAACCCGUUCGCGCCGUGGACGCUGCCGCCCGACCUCGCCGCCUGCACCUCCCUCACCAACUUCUCCGCCAACGGCGCCAACGUCUCCGGUACGCUCCCGGACUUCUUCAUCUCGGCGAUGCCGUCGCUUCAGCAGCUGCAUCUGGCCUACAACCUGCUGUCGGGGCCCGUACCGGCGUCUCUGGUCGGCGCACCGUUGCUGUCGCUCUGGCUCAACAACCAAGCCGGGGACAGCCCGUUCAAUGGGUCGAUUAGCUUUAUCACCAACAUGACGUCUCUGGAGGAGCUGUGGCUGCAAUCUAACGCCUUCACCGGGCCCUUGCCGGACUUUGCGGGGUUUGUUAAUCUUCGGGUUUUGGAGCUUCGCGACAACCAGCUCACCGGGCCGGUGCCAGACAGCCUUGUCAAGUUGAAGGCUUUGAAGAAGGUGACCCUGACAAAUAAUUUGCUGCAGGGGCCGAGGCCCCAGUUUGUUGGGGUGGAUGUCGACAUGCUGCAGGCUGGAGAGCGAUUCUGCUUGCCGGAUGCUGGAAAGCCAUGCGAUCCCCGUGUGAGCCUGCUGCUUGAGGUGGCUGGUGGGUUCAUGUACCCGGUGAAGCUUGCGGACAGUUGGAAUGGGAAUGAUCCGUGUAACAAUUUCCUUGGUGUUGAAUGUGACAUAAAUGGUAGAAUUAUACUGCUGAAUUUUAACAAGAUGGGGCUCAGCGGGAUCAUCUCACCAGCCAUUGGGAAGAUUGCCUCACUGAAGAGGCUGGUUCUUGCUAAUAACAACAUUACUGGAACAGUGCCAGAGGAAGUUGCCGCAUUGCCUGCACUGAGUGAGGUUGAUCUGUCAAAAAACAAUCUUUAUGGGAAAGUACCUACCUUUGCUGCCAAGAAUGUGCUGGUGAAAAUUGAUGGCAACCCAAACAUUGGCAAGAAUGCUCCUGCUUCAACAGCAGGAUCAGGUGGUACCAGCAGCAACAGUCCAUCUGGUGGAGGAGGCAGUGGAAGCAGUGGAAACAAUGGGGGAUCCUCUUCUGUUGGGGUCAUUGCAGGCUCAGUGGUUGGUGCAGUUGCUGGACUAAGCCUUGUUGCUGCAUUAGGAUUCUAUUGCUACAAGAGGAAGCAGAAGCCUUUUGGAAGGGUGCAGAGUCCACAUGCAAUGGUCAUCCAUCCCCGACACUCAGGUUCAGAUGACAUGGUUAAAAUCACAGUUGCAGGGGGGAAUACCAACGGCGGUGCUCGUGCAAAUGAGACGAGCCAAGCAAGCAGUGGUCCACGGGACAUUCAUGUUGUUGAAAGUGGAAAUAUGGUCAUUUCAAUCCAAGUUCUCCGCAAUGUGACCAACAACUUCAGUGAGGAGAACAUCCUUGGUCGAGGUGGGUUUGGCACUGUUUACAAGGGUGAGCUUCACGACGGCACAAAGAUUGCUGUGAAGCGGAUGGAGGCUGGUGUGAUGGGUAACAAGGGGCUAAAUGAGUUUAAAUCAGAGAUUGCUGUGCUGACCAAGGUCCGUCACCGGAACCUAGUGUCACUGCUUGGCUAUUGCCUCGAUGGGAAUGAGAGGAUUCUUGUAUAUGAGUACAUGCCACAGGGGACACUCAGCCAACACUUGUUUGAGUGGUCAGAGAACAAUCUGCGGCCAUUGGAAUGGAAAAAGCGGCUAAGCAUUGCACUUGAUGUUGCAAGGGGUGUUGAGUACCUCCACAGCCUUGCCCAACAGACCUUCAUCCACAGAGACUUGAAGCCAUCAAACAUACUUCUUGGUGACGACAUGAAGGCGAAGGUGGCGGACUUUGGAUUGGUCAGGCUUGCACCUGCUGAUGGGAAGUGUGUCUCAGUGGAGACAAGACUUGCUGGCACUUUUGGGUACCUUGCCCCGGAGUAUGCAGUUACUGGACGAGUAACCACAAAGGCUGAUGUCUUCAGCUUUGGUGUCAUCUUGAUGGAACUGAUCACUGGACGCAAGGCGCUUGAUGAAACUCAGCCCGAGGACAGUAUGCACUUAGUUACGUGGUUCCGGAGAAUGCAGCUCAACAAGGACACUUUCCGAAAAGCAAUCGACCCAGUUAUUGACCUUGACGAGGAGACAUUUGCUAGUGUUAGCACCGUUUCAGAGCUUGCUGGCCACUGCUGUGCUAGGGAACCACACCAGAGGCCCGACAUGGGCCAUGCUGUCAAUGUGCUCUCUACCCUUUCAGAUGUGUGGAAACCAUCUGAUCCAGACUCAGACGACAGCUAUGGUAUCGACCUGGACAUGACGCUGCCUCAGGCACUGAAGAAAUGGCAAGCCUUUGAGGAUAGCAGCCAUUUUGAUGGAGCAACCUCUUCAUUCGUUGCAAGCCUGGAUAACACUCAGACAAGCAUACCUACGAGGCCUCCAGGAUUUGCAGAGUCAUUCACCUCUGCUGAUGGAAGAUAGAAAAGUAGCCUGUACAAAAUCUCAAGCUCUGUGAAAGCAGAAGGCUCAAGUGAUCCUUGUGUUCAUUCGUUUAGUGUCUUCACUCCCCAAUCUUUUCAUGUUUCUUUAUCUGGCUCUGUACUGCCUUGUAGUUGCCCCUUGAUCAUGUAUGCUGUGAUCUUAACUCGAGAAUUGCCUGGAAGUUUGCAGAUUUGCUAACUGUUUAUGUCAUUUGCUAAGAUUAAAGUAGAAGAUUGCUAGGGUUCUUGUGUUGUAUUGGAUAUUGAUUGAUUAGAUGCAAAUGAAGGUGAUCCUUUAUUCGUCAUGAAA